Messenger RNA from Toxotes jaculatrix (banded archerfish), 7536 nucleotides. RefSeq names its product large tumor suppressor kinase 2 (gene lats2). Gene Ontology annotation, molecular function: protein binding; protein serine/threonine kinase activity; ATP binding. Gene Ontology annotation, biological process: hippo signaling; peptidyl-serine phosphorylation; regulation of organ growth. The coding region runs from base 584 to 4117 and encodes 1177 amino acids. The transcript has 9 exons. The record is from RefSeq and is a predicted model, not a curated record. NCBI's taxonomy places the organism in Eukaryota, Metazoa, Chordata, Actinopteri, Toxotidae. Gene Ontology annotation, cellular component: nucleus; spindle pole.
GCUGCAUUUCUGAUCCUGCCUGGAGUCUGGGGAGAAAAUGGAGGCUCAUUUCAUCAUAUUCAGCCAGCUCCUCCGCCUUCGCUGAGCCCCCCUCGGCUGUAUCUGCGAGGCUCGACAGUCGAGUAACGGACUUUCGCCGUUUGACUUGAUUCUCGCUCCAAUCUUGAGUUAUUCUUGCUGCUUCUAUCACAUGGCGCAGAUUGGCAGCAUCAUGGUUUGGCUCCGCGGUGCCCUCAUGACCAGCUGCAUUUCCUGGAAUAAGCUGGAACCUGAGCCUUGAAAGCCACACCAUGGAAUGCCUGUAGUACCCCCCAUAUCACCUUCACCCACCCCACCAGCAUCAGCAGGAAUCAGAAACACUGAGAGAGAGACAAACAAAUAAGGGACACACAGGACGACUCCCAGAUCUGUGCCUCCAAUCUGCUGCAGGAGACUCUUUAUCUAUUUAGGUCAGCCAACUUGAAAAGGAUCUUUUGGAGGGUGCAGGGGAGUAGGUGUCAGUUUGUGUGUGUGCGCGCGCAACUGUGUGUGGUCCCGUGUGCUUCCCUUUUAAAGUAGGUGCCUGUCCGUGGGCACUGAGGCCAUGAGGCCAAAGACUUUCCCAGCUGCCCCGUAUGUGGGCAACACGCGGCAGAGGCUUCAGGAGAUCAAGGAGGGCCUGAAGCAGCCGGCCAAGCUGGUGAGCCAGGCUCUGCACGGAGGCAGCUCCCGGACCGAUGGCGGCAGAGGGGCCGACUGCAAGAGCGGGAAAGACACGGCCAGCAGACAGCAGCAGCUUCGACCCCCGCAGAAGUUCAACAACUACCAGAAUGCACUGCGGGAAAUCCGCAAGUCACUCAUGCCCUUCGCCAAUGAGUCGGGUCCAUCCUCCGGGUCAGGGCACCCUGCAGGCGCUGGGGAGGUGAACCGGCAGAUGCUGCAGGAGCUGGUCAACGCUGGCUGUGACCAGGAGAUGGCAGUGCGGGCGCUGAAGCAGACAGGAAGCAGGAACAUCGAAGCGGCCUUAGAGUACAUCAGCAAAAUGGGCUACCUUGACCCUCGCAAUGAGCUCAUCGUCCGUGUCAUCAAGCAGACUUCACCAGGAAAAGCCGGCAUGCCAAACUCAAUGGACCACCGGCCUGCGUUAGAGGCUUCAGGUGAGGUAGGUGCCAUGCCUACAUACCAUCAGAUGGGGGCUCCUAUGUAUGAGGGGGCAGCAGGAUACAGCCCUGAGGGUGAGAUGCCCCGACCCUAUAUGAGCGCUCCGCCUGUUAUGAACUACAUGAUGCCCCCGUCUGGUGCAGCACCGGGCCCUGCCAUGGGAAACCCAAUGGGUCGACCUCCCAGUAUGGGCACCUAUCCACCAGUGAUGGCCACCCAGAGCAACCCUGCCAACACCAUGUACCCUCCAGGGGCCCAGCAGAAAGGUUACCCUGGGAGCAUGGAGCAGCACGGGCCCAUGAUGAGCUACAAUGUCCCUGGCCAGCCUCUGCAGCUCCAGCCACAACCACCAGGGGGCCCUGUCCCAGGUCCCCACUAUGACUACGGUCAUGCCAGGCCGCACAUGAUGGAGCCUGCAGGCUAUGGUGUCAAGAGGACCCCCUCCUUCCAGAACAAGAUGGCGCCACCCCCCAUGGCACCACCUGACAACUACGUCAACAUGCAGGGGAAAGGGGCCAUGGGUCAGAACGGGCCAGGAGGAGGAGGGGGAGGCUACCCUGCUAACUUGUACCUUCCUCCUCACUCCCACCCCCGACAAGCCAGCCCCACCUCGCACCAGGUCCACAUGAUGUCCCGUUCGCCAGGUGGGGUGGCAGGCAUGGGCCCCGACUUCUCAGAUCUGCCGCAGGGCUUGAUGACACCAUCUAGGGCCAGCCUCAACCUGGACCUGUAUGAGCACCACUGGGCGGGGCCUCCAGGCCCUGAAGGGGCCCCUCCAACCAGGCAACCCCAGCCCCAGGGCCCAUUCAGAGGGGAGGUGCGUGUCCCCAGCAGAACCAACUCCUUCAACAGUCGCUCUGCAGGGCCCAAUGGUGUCCGGCCUGCGAUGGCUCCGCCCCCUACAGGUGGAAAACAGGAGCCCUCCUUGGGCCCCCCGAACACCAUCACGGCUGUAACAUCCCCACCCAUUCAACAGCCAGUUAAAAGUAUCCGUGUGAUGAGGCCAGAGCCCAAGACAGCUGUAGGACCGUGUCACCCUGGCUGGAUGACUGCUCAGGCCCAGGAUGCAGGAGAGCCUCUGGUCUACGUGCCAGAGGAGACUUACCCCCUCGAGCCUGCUCAGGAGCCACGCUGCCCGCCUCCGCCUUAUCCCAAAAACCUGCUCAUGUCUGGGGCAGCUGGCGAGCCAGGGGCCCUGGAAGGAGCCGGAGUCAUGUGUGGAGCUCAGGAGCUCAGCAACCCUACGGCCAGGAGCACACACAGUGGCAGCGGAGGGAGUGGAAAGGGAGAGGAGAGCCAGCAGGUGAAAGAGAAGACGAAGACGGGGAAGGGAGAAAAAACGGUGAAGGACAAGAAGCAGAUCCAGACGUCACCUGUUCCGGUGAGGAAGAAUGGACGCGACGAGGAGAAGAGGGAGUCGCGCAUCAAGACUUACUCACCCUUUGCCUUCAAGUUCUACAUGGAGCAGCACAUAGAGAAUGUGAUGAAGACCUACCAGCAGAAACUCAACCGCAGGCUUCAGCUGGAACAAGAGAUGUCCAAGGCCGGUCUGUCGGAGGCAGAGCAGGAGCAGAUGAGGAAGAUGCUGAACCAGAAAGAGUCCAACUACAACAGGCUACGCCGCGCUAAAAUGGACAAGUCCAUGUUUGUCAAAAUCAAGACGUUGGGCAUAGGUGCCUUUGGUGAAGUGUGUCUUACGCGUAAAGUGGACACCGGUGCACUUUACGCCAUGAAAACACUUCGCAAGAAAGAUGUCCUCAACCGCAACCAGGUGGCUCACGUGAAAGCGGAGCGUGACAUCCUGGCAGAGGCAGACAACGAGUGGGUGGUGCGUCUUUACUACUCUUUUCAGGACCGCGACAGCCUCUACUUCGUCAUGGACUACAUCCCCGGAGGAGACAUGAUGAGCCUGCUCAUCCGAAUGGGCGUCUUCCCCGAAACUCUGGCACGCUUCUACGUGGCGGAGUUGACGCUGGCCAUCGAGAGUGUCCACAAGAUGGGCUUCAUCCACCGCGACAUCAAGCCCGACAACAUCCUCAUUGACCUGGACGGACACAUCAAGCUGACAGAUUUUGGUCUGUGCACGGGCUUCCGCUGGACGCACAACUCCAAAUACUACCAGAAAGGAAGUCACAUCAGACAGGACAGCAUGGAGCCCAGUGACUUCUGGGAUGAUGUCUCCAACUGUCGCUGUGGCGAUCGGCUGAUGACACUGGAGCAGCGCGCCAACCGGCAGCACCAGCGCUGCCUGGCUCACUCCUUGGUGGGGACUCCUAACUACAUUGCACCUGAGGUGCUGCUGCGCAAAGGUUACACCCAGCUGUGUGACUGGUGGAGCGUGGGAGUAAUCCUGUUUGAGAUGCUGGUGGGACAGCCGCCCUUCCUGGCCCCCACACCCACCGAGACCCAGAUUAAGGUCAUUAACUGGGAGAGCACACUGCAGGUGCCUGCUCAGGUCAAACUGAGCCCCGAGGCUGUCGAUAUCAUUGGUCGCCUGUGCUGCUCUGCAGAGGAUCGGCUGGGCGCCAAUGGCGCCGGCGAGAUCAAGGCCCACCCUUUCUUCACCCAGAUAGACUUCUCCAGCAAUCUACGGCAGCAGCCGGCGCCCUACAGGCCCAAGAUCGCCCACCCAAUGGACACGUCCAACUUUGACCCCGUGGAGGAGGAGGGCGGCCCCGGGGCGUGGAGUGACAGCGGGGACAGCACCCGGGCUUUGGACACGCUCUGCUCCCCGCAUGGGAAGCACCCAGAGCACGCCUUCUACGAGUUCACCUUCCGCAGGUUCUUCGACGACAACGGCUGCCCCUUCCGCUACCCUAAACCGCUCGAGGCCUCCGAGGGGCCGCCAAGCAUCACUGGAGCCAGUGACAUGGGCCCAGAGGAGGAGGAGGAACAAGAGGAGGAGGAGGAGGAGGAAGAGGAAGAUGAGGAGGAGGAGGGAGAGCAGGGGGAGGGAUGUGAGCCGGUGUAUGUCUAGAUCUGCUGACUGACACUUUUCCCGAGCAGCAUGUGCUUUUUUUUUGCCGAUUAACGUUCGUCAUUCAGCUCAUGACCCUCCCACCUACCAUUGCUCUUCAUCUGUGUGUAUGUGUCCGUGUGUGUUUAUGCAAAUCCGGCAUGUGUGACUGUUAAGUUGCAGGAGUAGGAUUGACAAACGUCGCCACCUUGUGGAAUCUAUAGUGCGUCCACUAUGACUCCAAAUACAGAACUCCCCUGAUCCGGGACCAAGAAACAACAUUCUGUAUAUGACUGACUGCACCAAGGGUGAAGAGUAUGCGGUUAGCAGAGCAAGACUCAGAAACUGUUCAGGCUGAAGGGAGAUAGUUAAUAUGCUUGGGAAUGUAAGAAUGUUAGAAUGAAUCUAAUAGUUCUAGUUCGAGGACUGCUCCUGGUUCUUCCAGGGGUUUCUUGUCCCAUUCCUUCCACCCUUGGUCUUACGGACGACUGAAACACCUUGAUGGUGAUUGUCUGACACAGGAACUACUUUCUUCCUGAGCUGCUUUACACUCAAAUAUUGGACACGGCAAUGUGAAGAGUGGAACCAGUUUACUCGUUGAUCACGCAGGGGUGGGGAUGGUGUGGGGUGGGGUGGGUUUUGCGGGGAUGGGUUGUGGGUGGGGAACUAGCAACACGCCUCUUUCACAGCUGCUGCAAAAUAAGCUACAAAGACACAUGCAUGCACAUGGGUGAAGAAGGCGUGAGUCCCUGCAGGGAGAUCUCAGUUGUCUCAGAGUAGAUGGAUGAACAAAUUCUCCCAGGUUUCUCUGUCACAUUCACACAGAGAAAAUGCGUCCCUUUUAGCAGCAUCCAGUUUUCAAAAUUUAUAUAUUUCUGUGUCUUCAGUUUACAUCUCUAUAUUUGUAACAGAUCAAAUUUUAAAAAAUUUGUAACAAGUAGUUCAGAUUCCUUCGCUUGUCGGCACAAGAAAUCAUUUCUCAUGCUUUGUUUUUAGAUAAAGAACUGAUGAAUAAAAUGACACGAAAAUUAAGAGACCUGGACAGGCCUCAGCCCGUCGCCUCAGGUGCGGCUGAGUUAUUUUCAGACUGAGAAUCAAAAGGUCUAACAAACACACAUACACACAAAUACUCACAUUCGCCAAGAUGCACAAUUUUACAGCUGUUUUGCAAAGAUCAGUCCCACAGUUAUAUUUUAACUUAACCAGCCUCGUCUGUCCUCUGGAGGCAGCCACAAAAACACAAAGCAGCAUGUUCUUACAACAGCCAAACAUGUGAUAGUAUGACUAUGUGCAAUACAAAAAAAAUACAUUAUAUAUAGUUUUCUAAACACUUAAUAUCCUUUGGAACGUGUAGUACUGAAAUGUACAAAUAUAUUGUUUUUUUUUUCUUUAUCAGUUACAUCAUGCUGCUUAUUAUUGUGGUUAAUAUUAUUUACAUUAUUAUUAUAAUUGUUAUUACAUGUACCUGUUUUCUUUUGUUGUGGCUUAAAGAAGUGUUUGCUUAUUUGCCAAGUGUGCUUGGGUUUUGAAAGUAACGCGCUACGUGCCUUUCUAAUUGAAUGUUGGAGUGUGCGUUGCCGCUCGACAACGACGAAGAUGAUGAUGAUGAUGAUCAGUGUUUGCAGAACAUUGUUGGCAGACUCUUCACUUCCUGCAGCCGGGCGGGUCCUGAAUGCAGGCGGAGAGGUUUCUGAUUUAGAAAGAGAUGGAACAGAGUAGAUAAAAGUUAGAGGAAGAGGAGGAGUGAGGCAGGUGGGGCUUCAGGAAAUGUAAUUGGAAAACAAGAAUGAAUAGCUUUCUCUAUUUUACAAAUGAACGGUUAAACUUCAACAAAGAGCUAGUGUUUGGUACAUUUUCUUUAUUUAUCCAAAAUGACCACAAGUUCCACAGACCUGUGCCUUUGUUCUGUAGUGGAGCCCUGUUGCCCAGCAGAUGACACUGUCCUCCAGUACCUUCAUGCUUAUUGACAAUCAGUAAACAGUAACUGCUAUCUUUGAACUGAGCUGUUAAUUAAUACUCAACUGUCCCAACAGUAUUGUGAAUGACUGGGAAUGCUAAAGAAGUCAGAACUUAACAGUGAUUCUCUGAUGCAUAACUGGCAGAAUGAUGAAAAAUGUGUGGAUAAGAUCUGUUACAGAAGAUUCUGUUAUCAAUAUUAUUAUUAUUAUUAUUAUUAUUAUUAUUAUUAUUAUUAUCAUUUUGCUUGACAAUGUAUUGAAAGUUUGUUUUUUUUCUGUAAACGUGCCUUGUGUUCUAUGGUGAGCAGCACAAUCUUAAAAGAUUACCUUGUCAUUAUCAUCUCUUUUUCACAGACCUCUUUUACCUGUCGUUACUCUUGAUGUGGGGAAACUGACAGAGCACGCUCUGUGUCACAUCCACACUGGCUUUGUUUACAUGCACCAACGUUUUUGUGGCUUCUUCCCUUUAAAGUUACAUGCAAACAGCACUAAGAUGGCUUUUUCCAGUGUAUUUACAGUUGCAAUGUACUGUUUUAGGAAAGGGAAACAGGGUUUUCACGGCUGUAUGAUGUUGCAGCUGCUGGUUUUAUUUGGAGUGGAAUGUUCAAAAUAUAAAUCUCAUAUCACAGACUGACAGAUUUGUUGCAUGAAUACACAAAAAACUAAUGUAAUCAUGAUGGUAAAGAACUUUUUUUUUUUUUUGCUGUUUGUCAUGACUGUGUUUGACUGAAGGCAGUAUCCUGCAUGUAAACACAGCCAGUGUCGCCUGUGAGCUGCCUAGAUGAACCACAGUCUUUGGUUGCAUUAUGGAUGACGUGCCUUGCUCAAGGGCACCAUCAUUGAGACUGAUAAAGCAGACAGGCGCUGCUCUUUCACUCUUCCCCAUCCAGUUUUUCUGUCAGCCGGUCCAGACGUCUGAUCAGACGUGCUUCCAUUUCUAUGAACCUCUCGUUGACUGCGUUGCCAAUCCACAUCGACCAGGACAAAAAAAAAAAAAAAAAAAAAGCUUUAUAAGGAGAGCUGCGGCUCUCUGCAGAGUGUGUGAAUGCCACAGAGUGUGUGAGGUGUUUCCUGGAUGUGUUUUUGUUUUCUGUUUCUAAGGUUAGAGAGUGAUGACUGACAAUCUUUGGCUGACUUGAUCUGAUUUCUUCACGAGACUUACUUGUGUAUCCUCUUCAUUUUGUAUUUUUACUCUAAGGAGCCUCUGCUCGUCUUCAAUGCUUCUUCAUGUAUGAUACAAUUCUGUUACCCUUGAAUUUAUAUUUAUACAGAUAUACAUAUUUUUUUGUAUCUUUCGCCCUUUUAUUUUCAAUUUCCCUUGUGCUAAUGUUCAGACAUCCAUGUCUACACAGUAUUAUAGAUGAUGUAAUGUGGACACCUAUCUCUUUUUUUUACAUUUAUGUAUGAACUGAGAAUUUGUAAAAAUGCUUUCACAGUCCUUGUGUGUAAAAUGUAUGUAUAAAUUAAAUUAACCAACUUGGA